Messenger RNA from Helicoverpa zea (corn earworm), 1388 nucleotides. RefSeq lists its product as uncharacterized. The transcript has 3 exons. The coding region runs from base 612 to 1388 and encodes 258 amino acids. The record is from RefSeq and is a predicted model, not a curated record. NCBI's taxonomy places the organism in Eukaryota, Metazoa, Arthropoda, Insecta, Lepidoptera, Noctuidae.
UAUUUCAAACCAUUGAUUUCACGCCUAUAGCCCUAUGAUAGCGCUCAAACCAAAUAUCACCGAAUUAGGCGAGUCACAGAAUUAGAUGAGUUCACCCUACAUAUAUUUAGUUAAGGUAGGUAAAUUGAUUGAUCAAAUGAUUACCUAUAGGUAUCUACUUAUCUUUUCACCGAAGUAAUUCUACCUACUGAAAAUUUCCAACGCGUUUAGGAAAUAUUGUACCUAUCUUUUCGAUAUGAGUUUAGCAGCUAAAGUCCUGGGGAUGUGUUAACAAAUAAGCAGCAUUAAUGGGAUUGUGAUUGAUAAAACCUUUUUCAGAGUUCAUUACCUUACUUUAUUACCUACCAUUUCUUCCUUGGUCAUUCCGGUAGUAGGAAUAAAGGUUAAUUAGCGGCGUAAAUGCUUACUUACCUCCUAUCUUUUCCAAGUCCACAAAUACAUAAUAUUGAAUUAUUUACAUUCGUCGUAGUGAGACGGCACUUUCUUCGGCGCCAGUCCGCUGUCCCGAGCUUAUAUAGGAUGCUGCGCUUGCUCUCAUCUUACUUUCAUUGCACCCGCGCGGCCAGCCAGUGAAGUGACAAAUGGUUUGAUACAGUGCCGGCUUUUCUAAGAUGCAGUGGCUAGCGACGAGUCUCGUGCUCGCUGCGUUUGUAUACGGUGGCGGUGGAGUUACUAAGUCUGGAAUAGAACAGUUUUGGACGGACGACUACAAGAUAUUCGAACAAGUUUACGGUAAGACUUCAGACAAAGACAUUUACGGGGAAUCAUUACCACCGAGCAUCAUUAUCGGCACUGACCGAAAGAAAGAAGCGUCACAGAAGAAUGAACGAUACCUUCUGAACCUUGACGAAGAUUCUGAUGAACUAGAUUCCUUCAGCUUCGGAGAUAGGUACAACAAUUUGUUAAGCAAACAGACUUUGAAACUCUAUAACAAGAAGAAACCAGCUACAUCAUCAAUCAACUUCGUAAGUUACUCAGAUUUUAAGCCUAUAAGCCAGAGCAAUGACCCAGAGACCUACAACUAUUUAAAACAUCUAGAAGAGCUAAAUAACGAAGAAAAAUACGCCUUUCCUGAAACUGUAGGGGGAUUCAAGCCUUAUCUCAGCUACCUAGGACAUAAGCCUGAAGAAACAGAUGCUUAUAAAAGUAUCCAGGAUAUUUUAGAUGCCCAUGAAGCUAAUAAGGCUAGCAGUUAUAAGGAUGAAGAAGAUAGUAAUAUGAAGUAUCUUACUUAUGGGAAAAAUAAAAGGAAGAAACCGCCCAGGGUUUACAAUGAUGUGUCUAAGCCUAGGUGCACUUCUGGCAGGUGUAGGAAGAGAGGGGCAGGGUAUUAUCGAUCUAGAAGUAGGCCUCAUGUUAGGGGCUUGAAAACAGUAUUGCUCGUUUAA